This is a messenger RNA of Ceratitis capitata (Mediterranean fruit fly), 1178 nucleotides long. Its product is annotated as probable enoyl-CoA hydratase. NCBI's taxonomy places the organism in Eukaryota, Metazoa, Arthropoda, Insecta, Diptera, Tephritidae. The record is from RefSeq and is a predicted model, not a curated record. The transcript is spliced from 3 exons. The coding region runs from base 146 to 1129 and encodes 327 amino acids.
CCUGAUGAAAACGAUAAGCAUUGCCAACUAAUUCGGUAAACUAAUCCAUAUGCAUCUUUUAUAAAAACGUAAUUAUUUGUGUGGAAAGAAUUAUGUAUUAUUUUUAUUUCCGUUAAAUACAUAUCUAAACGUAUGAAACUAGAUCAUGGCGAAUUUGUUAAUACGAUUUAAGCACGUUUCAUUACUUAAAUUAAAAAUUGGCCGGUGUUUACAAACAAUACAACAUAUUUCCACCGACUCUUUUGGUGGUGAUGAUUGUGCUAGUCCCCCUGUUUUAGUUGACAGAGAUGACCAUAUCACAUUAAUUGGUUUAAAUCGACCAAUUAGUCGCAACUCCUUAAGUUCUGAAACCGUGAAAUCUUUGAAUAAAGCGCUAAUCAAUUUUGAAGAAGACAGAAGCUCCCCUGUGGCUGUGAUUUAUGGAAUAGGCGGUUCGUUUUGCGUAGGUCCAGAUCUUACUGAGCUAGAAAUUUCAGGUCAAAGUGAUAACUAUAAUGUUCUUUCAAAUUACACACCAAUAUUACGACACCCCAAAAAACCAAUUGUUUGUGGCAUCAAUGGAUAUUGCGUGGGAGGUGGUUUGGAAUUGGCAAUGUAUUGUGAUCUUCGUGUAAUGGAAGAUACAGCAAUUUUGGGAUUUUUCGAAAGAUUUGCCGGGUUUAACCUGAUUAAUGGAGGUAUAGCUAGAUUGCCUGCAAUAGUCGGAUUAUCACGAUCAUUAGAUUUACUGUUAACUGGAAGGCGCGUUUGUGCUCAAGAAGCGCUGAAAAUAGGUUUAGUAAACCGUUUGGUAGCCACAGGUACAGCGCUAGGUCAGGCGGUAAAUUUAGCUUUUUCUAUUGCAAAAUUUCCAUUAGGAGCGCUACAAAGGGAUCGUCAAAAUAUAUACAAAAAUUACUAUGAACGCCGAAAAGGACUAAACGCAGCAAUAGAACAAGAAACUGCAUCAGCUAAUGACAAGAUAUCAAACGAAAUUAAAAGAGCCAUAGCGAGUUUUAAAAUUUCAAAUUGUAAAGGACUUCAAACGGAAGCGUGGCAUGUGAAGCCUAAAACAUUACCACCUUGGGAAGAAGAAGAGGUACUACAUGAACAAAAAUUUACCUUUAAAACUAAUGUUAAUAAAAGAUGAAUUUCGAUCUAUAUUAUUUAUUAAAUAAAACAGAGGCAUUUUUUAGGCA